Molecule: messenger RNA, 2596 nt
Organism: Paralichthys olivaceus (Japanese flounder)
Lineage: Eukaryota; Metazoa; Chordata; Actinopteri; Pleuronectiformes; Paralichthyidae
Gene: arl8
Product: ADP-ribosylation factor-like 8
Biological process (GO): protein localization to Golgi membrane; intracellular protein transport; vesicle-mediated transport
Cellular component (GO): trans-Golgi network; cytoplasm
Molecular function (GO): GTPase activity; GTP binding
Source: RefSeq, a predicted model, not a curated record
AAAUAGCCGUGGAUUGCGUUUUUCACCGCAGCACCUCCAGGAGCUGACGGGCAGUAGAAGCCGAGCGAGGCAGAGUCAACACGGAGCAGCGUCUGUGGCGUUAAUGGAGGAUCCAGCGACACGUUGAAACAAUCAAUAACAGCUGACCGCUCCUGUGCCACCUCACACUGUUCGAUCCCCGCCUCGGUCCGGGGGGUUUUAGUUUGUUGCCGAGCCGCAUGGAGUCCGCGCUGAGACGGUCGGCGAGGUGUUGUGCGGACAAGAGAGCAUCCAGCUAAUGUUAGCCGCUAGCCGCAGCCCAGCCACGGAUCGUGCGGUGCGGAGCUGAGAGGAGGCUCGGUGCUGCUGCUGCUGCCGCCGCCUCUGCUUUGCUUCAGGACGGAUACACAACCUAAAACCAUGGGCCUCAUAUUCGCCAAACUGUGGAGCUUCUUCUGCAACCAAGAGCACAAAGUGAUAAUUGUUGGACUAGACAACGCGGGGAAAACCACUAUACUCUACCAAUUUCUGAUGAACGAGGUGGUCCACACGUCUCCCACCAUCGGAAGCAACGUGGAGGAAAUAGUGGUGAAGAACACACACUUCCUGAUGUGGGACAUCGGAGGGCAGGAGUCGCUCAGGUCCUCCUGGAACACCUACUACUCCAACACAGAGUUCAUCAUCCUGGUGGUGGACAGCACAGACAGAGAGAGGCUGGCCAUCUCGAAGGAGGAGCUCUACAGGAUGUUGGCUCAUGAGGACCUGCGGAAAGCAGCUGUGCUGAUAUUUGCCAACAAGCAGGAUAUGAAGGACUGCAUGUCUGCAGCGGAGAUCUCCAAAUACCUCACCCUGAGCUCCAUCAAAGACCACCCCUGGCACAUACAGUCCUGCUGUGCACUUACAGGAGAGGGUUUAUGCCAAGGUCUCGAGUGGAUGACCUCCAGAGCCGGGCUCAGAUAGCCCCUCCCUCAACCAUGGACGGCCUCACUACCUGCACCACCCCCUCGGUGGCGAAACAGCUGGCGUAUAGUCGAUUUUUAUUUUUUAAUGACAACUUUGGACUCUGACCUGCGGACCGCACAGUAUGGCUGUACUGACACGUCUGUUACAACGCAACUGAUAAAACACCAGUGACCAGAACCUAUGAACUGACCUGGUUGUGGAGCGAGAGGUGGUUUUAACGGAGGAGGAGGAGUUUUCUUCAGAUCGGUGGAUGUCCAGGUGCGAGGGGGGGAGGGGCUUCACCGGACACUCACGCUUCAUACAUAUCAUGUUACACUACAACAUCAUUUCAGCCAUUAAUGUCACAGUGAUUAGAAAAUAUGAUGCAGCUCUUUUAUUGUUUUGCUCUAUAGAAGUUUGUUCGUGUUCAGGUCACUGUUAACAGAACAAACAAAGGGAGUAGAAGCAGUAUUGUAGAACCACAUUCGAUGGUGACGGUGGCACCGAGUUUUGCACAGAGCUCAUCGGGUGUCUUACACUUUAGUGUCAUUAUUUAAUUUUUUUUUUGUUCUCAACAUCUGUUACAUGCAAUUUCAGUUUCAUAAGCUACACUGAUGGUGGUUACCCUCACACUUGACCACACUGGUGUCGUGCUGAAGUACAAACUCUCCCUUUUUAUUCAUGUUGAGCCUGUGCUUGUGUCAUGAAGCCAAAUCAAAGUCUCGGCAUGCAGCGUUUGUGCUCAAUCUAACCCGAGGAACAAAACGGAAAUGACUUCAGCUGUUAAUUUAAAUGAGCAGAACCUGAAAUGGCUGAAAUGUGAUUCCAAAUGCAAGUACCAAGCUCUGUUCUCAUAACAGUAUUUUAACAUUUUUAUCAGUGAUGUAUAAUGAUUUUUAUUUAAUUUUAUUCUUUGCUUUUAUGGCCUGCUGUUAAGUUGCUCUCUGCAGGUUGGCAUCUCGACAUGUUUUGUAUUAAUCAUUGGUGCUCCACUAGUGUGCGUGGCUGAUCCACUGCAUCCUAAUAUAAACAUUUUCUUUAUUUUCUGCCGCCAUUUUGGCCUGUAGUCCUCUUCAAGUGUGUUAUACUCUAAAAAUGCAUCAAAAUCAGCAGCCAUCGAAAAAGGUGCCACACAUUUAAAAGAAGCUGUUACACUCAAGUGGUUUGUAGCAUUAAGACGAUAUGAAAUCAGUAUCUUGGCCAUCGUUUAGUUAUAUUUCAAUCCUCAGCCUUAACUAAGCUGUUGCAAGUGUGUGUAUGAAUCUGACAGCUGGCUUUUUUUAAUCCCAUGUUUUCCUUUUUGAGGCGGUGUAAGAAUUCCAUGAAGUUGCUAACAGAUCUAUGCACGUGUCACUUUGAAACCAAGUUCCAUAGUGGCCAAAAAGAGCGGAGGUGCAUAUGGUUGAACCAAAACAGAACUUGAAAAGAUCUUGGUCUGGAAAUACCGCCGAGUGUCCACAGUAUCUUAGCAAUGGUUGUGAGACAAAGUAUUUUUAUAUUAACAGGAAACGGGUGAACUGCGCAGCCCCCAGACUCUGCAGCAUUAAGGUUUACAGAAAUAUUUACCUUGAUCUCACAAAGCAAGGGAACAGAUCUUAUACUGUCAGUGUGGUGGAGUAUCGUCUGGGUCAUGUACUGUAUCUCAGUUUUGUUUUCAUUAAAAGUUUGUUUGGAA